Messenger RNA from Oryctolagus cuniculus (rabbit), 3566 nucleotides. RefSeq names its product fatty acid desaturase 6 (gene FADS6). The record is from RefSeq and is a predicted model, not a curated record. Gene Ontology annotation, cellular component: membrane. Lineage: Eukaryota; Metazoa; Chordata; Mammalia; Lagomorpha; Leporidae. Gene Ontology annotation, molecular function: oxidoreductase activity, acting on paired donors, with oxidation of a pair of donors resulting in the reduction of molecular oxygen to two molecules of water. Gene Ontology annotation, biological process: lipid metabolic process.
CUCCCCGCCUCCCCGGCGCCGCAGACACACACCCCGGUCCUGCGCCGCGUCCUGACCCGGCGCGCAGGGAGGCCAUGGAGCCGGAGCAGGACGCGCGCUCCGCGGGCGGCGGGGCCGAGGGGCUGCUGAGCGAGCUGGAGGCGCGCGUCCAGGACGUGGUGAAGGCGAGCUCGUGGUGGGAGCGCCACGGCGUGGACUGCGCCAUCCUCGCGCUCAGCCUCCUCGCCUUGCCGGCCGGGUUCCUGUGCCUGCGCUCCGAGAACGCCCUGGUCUUUGCCUCCGGCAUCACGAUAUUGGGUGUGUGCCACUACACGCUCACGGUCAAGGGCAGCCACCUGGCCACUCACGGUGCGCUCACCGAGUCCAAACGCUGGAGCAAGAUCUGGGAGCUUUUCUUCGUGGAGGUGUGCACGUCUUUCACGGCAGAGUACGCCGAGUACGGCCACGUCAAGAUGCACCAUGGCUACACCAACGUGGUGGGUCUGGGCGACUCGAGCACCUGGAAGCUGCCUUGCCUCAAUCGCUACGUCUACAUGUUCUUGGCCCCCUUCUUGGUGCCCAUCAUGACCCCGCUGGUGGCUGUCGAGCGGCUCAGGAAGGCGGACCUGGGGGCGGCGCUGCGGACGCUGGCCCUCAUCUCCCUGGGCCUCUACUCUCACUACUGGCUGCUCCGGCACGUGUCGGGCUUCCGGAGCCGCGGCUCGGCCCUGCUCUGCAUGCUGCUCACCAGGUCCCUGCUGGCCCACCCCUACCUCCACGUCAACAUCUUCCAGCACAUCGGGCUGCCCAUGUUCUCGCUGGACAAGAAGCCCCGGCGGAUUCACAUGAUGAGCCUGGGGGUGCUGAACCUGCCCCGGCAGCCCGUGCUGGACUGGGCCUUCGGCCACUCGCUCAUCAGCUGCCACGUGGAGCACCACCUAUUCCCCAGGCUCUCUGACCACAUGUGCCUGAAGGUGAAGCCGGUGGUGUCUCAGUUUCUCCGCGACAAGCAGCUGCCCUACAACGAGGACUCCUACCUGUCUCGCUUCCGGUUAUUUCUCAGUCGCUACGAGGAGUUCAUGGUGCACGCCCCGCCCAUCACGGAGCUAGUGGGGCUGCAGUGACGGCGGGGCCGGCGUGGCCGUGGCUCCCCUGCCCGCCCAGCCCCCGUCCUCCCGCUGCUGCUGGCCUGUGGGUGUGGAGGUGCACCUGCAGUGGGGGGCCCUAGGUGGCACUGGGGCAGGGGUGCUCGGCCUGGCAUCCUGGCGGGUGCCUUGGUCGCAUUUCUGGGCUUUGAGGGGUGUCUGGGGGAGAGGAGUGCUGGUGGCUGGGCGUUCUGGUCUGGACCUCAGCUGGCCUUAUCUUAGGCGCCUAUGUAGGACUAAGAGGAGGAGGGGUGGCAGGGGCACAGAGACAAGGGCCAGCCCCCUCCGCUGGGGCCUCGCUGGUUUCAGGAGAGCUGCACACUUGCUUGGCCACCGGUUCUUCCUGUGCCCCCUGAGGCCCUGAGCCCCACGGUGCCCUCUUCCCAGGGACCACAGGACGAGGUCCCUUUGGGCCACCUUCCCUAGUUUCUAGCCGGAGACACCCGUGCAAGACACAGGCCGGGUGUUCCAUGGCCCACGGCUAGAAGCAAGUGCGCUUUGGGGGGGAACACUCCAGGGGACCGCGCUGGGGGACGUCACGAGAGCUCUGGGCGCGACCUUGGCUUUGAGCGGCUCUGAAGAUUCUGCCUUGUUCCACGAUGCUUGGAAGUAGUGAGCCUGGGGGCAGGCGAGGCUGGAGGGGUUAUGGGACUGGGUCUGAUGGAGUCCAGGGCUGGGCGUGGCUGUGGGAGGCGGGACCCAGAUGUCAGGUGGCUGCUGAGGGGACACUGUCUGGGGGACACUGCUGGGAUUCAGCCCAACGUGGGCAGAGUUGAGAGAGGUCCGGGGGCUGCACCAGCUGGGGCGGGUGCCAGGAGGUGUCCCGGUGGAGGCUGGACGCAGGGGUGGGGGACAGAGGAGGCGGCCAGAGCGCUUAGCUUAGGACAAGGUUUCUCCCCUUGGCACCGUGGGCAUUUUGUCUGGAUAAUUCUUUGCAGUUGGGGGGCUGUCCUGCGCACUGUCCCUGGCAGCACUCCGGGCUUCCACUGCUAGCCACGUGGCCCCAUGCCCUCGGUGGGGGCGGGGCCCAGCACUGUCUCUGGUCUGGAAGUUGCAAGUCAUUUUCUGAGUGCAUGGUCUCAGGUCCUGGGAAGGGGUGAAGGGCAGGCUAAGUCCCAGUGAACGGGCGCCCUCGGGGUGGGCGGGAGAGUCGGCUGGCCCAGCGUUCUCGGAGCCCGGGCCGGCCACGGUGGCCUGGCAUGGGCAGCUGCCCUCUGCCCCUGGGGUCCUGCGCACUCCUCUCCACCCUGCCUUCCCCUCCGUGGUGGGGGGGCACCCCUGCAGCUCCAGCUCACACUCGCCCCCCAGUGGCCUGGGGUGUGCCCUUCACCUCUGAGCAAUGGUCCUUUCGCCCACUUGGGUCCUGUCUGUGCCCUGCUGGGAGGGGAGUUCUGGAUCCCCGUGGCCCUGCCGGAACGACGCAGGCCUGGCCGCCUCCCAGCCCGCUGCUUUCUCGAAGUGCACUAGCGGCUCCGAAAGGGCCGUGAGGUCUUGGAGCGCGAUGCAUCCAUCUGCCGUCUCCCUGUGAAAAUGCGGUGUCAGGAGAGGCCUGGUCCCGGCCAGUGGCUGAACCCACCCAGUCCCUUCCCCCAGGGACUCGCGGUGUUGAUCUGGGCACGGCAGCCAGGGCGCCCCGGGAGCGGUCACUGGGUCGCGGUGAAGCUCGGUUUUCGGUUCCUCUGGGGACCUGAGAGGUGAGGGAGUGGCGGUGGAGCGAGGCGCGUGGGAGGCGACAGCAGCGGCAGGAACACGCGGGGUGGACGGUUUUCCGCGUGUCACGGACGGUGCCGGGGGUGGGGGAAGCGUGGACGCUGACUCAGAAUGCACGCACUGGGCCAGCAGACACGCUGCCUGUGGGAGGGCGGCCCCACAGCCUUCUGGAGUCUGGUCCUCAGUGUCUGCGUCCCUCUCCCCUGGGAGAGCAGUCACCCUCCUGAAUGUCUGCGGGUGCCAGGCCCUGUGUGAAGCCCCGGGGGAGGGUCGCGAGUGGCCGAGACCCGGCCCCCAUCCUCGUGUUCAUGCAGGGGCUGUCGCUCCUUCUCCCGAGGGCCAGGUAGGUGUGUGGGACUGUGUGGAGCAAGCUGUGCAGAAACAGCCACGGACGGGUGCAGACGAGCAAAACGUGUCACUGGAACAGUCUUCCAAAAACGCUUUGCCAUUAGCGAAUGUAAAACCCAUCCUUACGGGUCGUGCGGCACAGGCCGGCGGGCGGUGCCGAGCCUGCCAGCCAGUCGGCCUGCUCCUGGUCCAGCGGGACGGCCACACAACCCCACGGCUUCUCAGAAGAGGGCCCAGCAGGCUCCUGGGAUACCGGCCCCGGGCUCGCCCCUGAUCCGGGAGCGGGCUCCACGGCCGCAUCUGGGGUCACCCGCGCUGGACACUCACGGUGUGUGUAUUCCACAGGCGAGCAUGUAAACUGGUAAAUAAAACAUUACAAGAGGC